CGAGGAGGAACUCAGUUACGCGCCACGGGGUUGAGAAGUCGGACGCGUUUUGUCCACGAGUGACGAACAUUUCUUUAAUAAUUCACAGACUUUCGGACAUUAAAGUGACAGACGAUCAACGUCGAUCCCCGAUCGAUCUGCAACUGUACCGUAAACUGGCGCGCGGUCGUUGCUGAUUGACGUUGAUUGGUUCGGACUCGCGACACGCUGAUUGGUUAUCGAAAAAAGUCGAGUCAAUUUCCUCGACAAGGGAAUUAGCGAAUAUCGCGAUGUUUAUCGAUCCUUUAUUUCGAAUUUAUUUGAACGUUAGUAAAAAAAACAUAAUUUUUGUAAAUCGAGGUUUAAAAAGUCUGUAACGAGUAAAGUCUGAGUAGAGCCAUCGCGAAUGUUGGAAUCAUGUUUCGAAGUUGUGUUAUACUAAGCCUCUAUAAAUAAAGAUGGACGUAAAAGCUUAGAAUAGAGUAUCAUGAGUGUCUGAUGAUGUUAAAACACUAUUAUUUACGACGACUUUAAUGCCCAUUUGCUUCGUAUUGCAAGCUCGUAUCUAACGUUUUAAUCUUCGAUCUUUUUCUCAUUUAAAAGUUUGUUUAGAGGCGAAACAGGCUGGCGGAAAUAAAAUUUCAUUUAAUGUAGGACAAUGGAAACCGAACUUUCGGUCGUUGGGAAUGGUUAACGGAGAAAAGUUUGCGAUCGAAACUUCAACAGCUUGCGACAUCGCGAGCUGCUUCGCUAAUCUUCCUGUCAGCUGCUUCGUAUUCUGUCGCGAGACGACCACAACUUUGAAAUUGCGUUGCGACGUAACCGCGAUCGAGACGAUCGACGUUGAUCCUCCCUUCGUUAGCGUUCGAGUACGGAACUUUGCCGGUUCGCGACGCGUCCCUCGUGAAAUUAAAACUUUAAUCUGUUUCUUUCGCCGGAGUUGGUGCAACUUUUUUGUUAUCGCGCGAUUGUGUGACGAGCCGCGUAAUAAUAUUCCGCGGACGAGCUCCGAACAGACACGAAAAAACUGAAGAUUGCUUUCUACGAUUUAUCGCGAAAACUCAUGAAUUUCAAUGCGCAGCGAAUUAAAUCAUGGCGAAUCGAAAAGAUCACAGAGCUCACCAUAACAGCAAUCUCACCUCCAGCGACAGUGUAUCAUCCUUGAGGGGAUCUUCCGCUCUGAAACAACAAAACAAAUAAAGACAUUGCAAAUUAUCUUUACACUUCGCAAUAUUAAUUGUUUCAGAGUUCGACGGAAAUCGGAUCUGAAAAAAAAAGGUGAAAAGGAAUUUAACUCCGUACGGAUAAAGUAACGCAAAGUUUCGAAGAAGUUUCUACGUGCAGGCGACGAAACUCGUCGAUUAAAUUACUCUAACUAUCGUAUCCAUUAUUUCCGCGUGAUUUCCGCCGCGAGUGAAAAUAAGAAGAUCCGUGGACUUUAAAAGAAUGGGGAUAAUUGAAUAUUCGAUAAGCAGAGCGAUUUGAGUUCUUCGAUCUCGAAGCGGGGAAGAAUAACGCCUCUGAAACUUAUGGUAGAAGAAAAUGAAUAAGAAGUUGAGGACCGCGCCGUGACCCUAAUACCUUUCAAACGUGGCCUGCGGCACGCGUGUCGGUUACGUGGAAGCACCCUCCGAUGAACAUGCGCUGGAAGGUCGAGGAAGCUCGUAAUAAGGCUCGCAACUGCGCGGCCAAAACGCGGCCGGACUCGAAACGCCGACAGAAUGAACGCCGCGACUCGUGUCUCAUUUUCAGUCACAACGUUUCGCGAUGGACGAUCCGUUUCUCCGCCGUAGAACGGAGUCCACGAGAGGUCCCUUAGUAGCUGAAGACUGUUUGGCCGGUGUCUGUCAGAGGGUUAACAAAAUUUGUCCUUGAUGUUGUUUUUGAGAGAAAAAAAAUCGUGGGACGUAGAUUAAUGGUACGAACGAUAGUUGGCACGAGUUCCAUUCCUUUGGGCGACGAUAGAGACUUUGAGAGAUCGUUGACCGCGGGCUGAGAAUUUAUGUGGGCCGCAGGUGUUGCCAGACGUCGACCCUGUCCAUGAAAUACAAUGUACAAACGUCAUGAGAGUAUAGAAACUUUGAGUUGCCUGGAGUUGCACGCAACAUCUUACUUUUGAAGAUACUUGGAACGAUUUGACGCGUACCUGAAGUGGUAUCUAACGUUGCCAUAGCGGUGGAUCAAUGCGUAGCGUCGAACGGCGUCGGGACAAGCCCUGUCGCGCUGAAACUGGAACAAAUAUCGGUGAUGAACUCGCCACCGGAUCGUACAUGCAAAUAACCGACUCAUCCUUCUUCCGGUCCUGUCCCGUAACACCAUCGCCGACGUUAAAUCGAAAUCGAUCGUCCUUCGAGCGUGACAUGAUCAUUAGACGUCGCACAGAGGUCGCCAUCCCAGGUUUUAAGGAUAGGACAGGGACAGACGCGAUGAGUCAAACGACCGUUUCCUCCUGUCGCGUUGACACGCGAUUCGGUUCUUCGUCGUCUGGAGAGGAAGUCUGUCGAGGCUCUAUUUAAAGACGCGGCGUCGAGCUCGCGUGACGAUCCAUCUGGACGUUUCGUAUUUAAAAAAACGACGAGGAAAGCGCUGGUCACGCGAUCAACGGUGUUUUCCGAUCAGCCGGCACCGAGAUUAAUGAACGUCGAUUACCAAAGACUGAUCGUGCGUGCCUGACAAUGGCGAUCGCCGUGUUGCAAGCUUCUGACGCGUCUCUGUCGAAUGGUGCACAGAGACACCGACGCGAACCCGUUGAUAGACCGAUCGGUCCCAAGGAAUCUCGAUGCUAUCGAAAUUAACGAGGCGGUUGGAAAGCGUUCAGGGUAUCAGAGCGUCCAUGGCGAUGGAAUUUCUGUCAAAUGCCACCGAGCUGGCCGAUAACUUAACCGUAACAGCGGUGAACGCGUCGACGCGAUCGGAACUUAAUCUACCGUACACGGUGUGCGAGAUCCUGGUGGCGGUGUGCGCUGUGUUUGGCAACGGUUUGGUGAUCACCGUCUUCAGCAAAGAGAAGAAGCUACGUCGACGCACCAACUAUUAUAUCAUAUCGUUGGCCACGGCCGAUCUGCUGGUAGGCCUGUUCGCCAUACCGUUCGCGAUCCUGGCCAGCAUCGGUCUCCCGACGAACCUGCACGCCUGCCUCUUCACCGUCUCCGUCCUGAUCGUCCUCUGCACGAUCAGCAUCUUCUGCCUGGUGGCGGUGUCCGUGGAUCGUUACUGGGCGAUACUACAUCCCCUGGGAUACUCGCGCACCGUACGCACUAAGACUGCCAUAGGUAUAAUUUGCGUGUGCUGGAUCGCCGGAACCCUCGUCGGUUUCCUGCCACUUUUGGGGUGGCACGCGGGCAAGAAGUCCAACGAGAAAUGCAUCUUCACCGAGGUGAUGGAUUACGAUUACUUGGUGUUCCUGUACUUCGCCACAAUUAUCUUCCCCGCGCUAUUAAUUGCAGCCUUCUACGCCCAUAUAUACCGAGUGGUCGUAAAACAGCAAAUCGUGACGAUGUAUCCUGGACGUCUUUCUGGGAAUCAAACGACGGGGACGAUGCUGCGUUUACUCGGGGCGGCCAGAAAACGCGAAGUGAAGGCCACGCAAAAUCUUUCGCGCAUCGUGAUCUUCUUCAUCAUCUGUUGGUUUCCCCUGUACACCAUUAAUUGCGUGAUGGCGUUCUGCCCGCGAUGCAAAGUGAACGAGUUCCUCAUGAACUUCUGCAUCAUCCUCUCGCAUCUGAACUCGGUUGGCAAUCCGUUGCUCUACGCUUAUCAUCUGAAGGACUUUCGCGCUGCCCUGAAGAGCUUCAUGUGGAGGCUCCUUUUUCCGCACAGUGACGUAAAAUCGAGUGCGGUCAGUGUAAUACACGAUCGAGGCUCGCUGGUCGGGUCUCAGAGACAAUUUCAGAGACAAUUGGCUGGUCUUGCUUCGGCACAGGACCAACGAUCGAGUUUAUUGCGUCAGGUAACGGACGUCAGAAUGAAAAGAUGUUCCUUCGCGCCCCGUAACGUUUCGAUUCGUGAAAAAGAAAUGGAUAACAUUCACGAAUCGAACUCAUCGCAUAGCGACAAGCAGGACGUCGAUGGUCUUCCCAAUGAGAACGCGAGCCAAAACAGCAACGAAAAUCGUGACUACGAAAGCGAUAACUGCUCGAACAACAGAAUCGAUUCGUGUCUGUCGAGAGCACCCUCUCGCGUGUCCUUGAUGGAACUUCAGACUUAUAAGCCAUUGGCGCCACUUCUUCCCGCCGAAAUUGAUCACGUCGAAGAGACGCCACCGGCGUCGAUAUUCGUGAUCGAGGUGGACGUAAAUCAUGUCGAUUCUGUUCGGGAAAAAGUGAACGAGGAAUCGGUAGAAAGCAAGGACAAGGGUUGAUGACUUUUUUAGAUUCUAACGAACCUGAAUUCGAUCACACUUCGAUCUGAUUUAACAGAACAGUCGAUCGAUGUUGCUUUCAUAGCCGAUGAUAAAUUAUGCAUGAACGAAACAGACGCUAAUAAAUUUUCAAAAAAGCGGAUGUAUUAUUGAUGUUAGUAUCGUAAUUCGAUGUAUAAUUCGAAUCCUACUGUUAAUACUCACACAUUGCGAGCGAAUGAAUUAUUGUAUGUAAUUUUAUUACACCUCGUAGCGUCUUGUUUUAGAAGUACCGAUGUGUAGAAUUCUUAACCACGCGACGAUGAAUAAAUUUAGUUUCAGUAAUUACUGUACUAACAAAUUGGACGACUUGGUCCUAUUAUUGAGACUGCAAAUACCUGACUGAACAUACGUAGUUUGAGAUUACAUAUUACUCUUUGUUGCUAAUGUUCAGAGUUACAUAUCACAUGUACAACGUUAAAUAAAAAUGUUACAUUAAUCCUGUUAGAGUUAUCAGAAAAGUUAAUGUUCUUUUUUACCAACAAUGAAUAAUAUGAUUUCGGAGUUACACAUAUCGCACGUAGACUACAAAUGUGUAUUACGAUUAAUUUCUAUUAUUAAAAACUGAUUCUUAACGUCGUAUUCAUUAAUGGACGAAACGAUUCUCGAAUUAAGUUACAGACCCUUUUGCUAAUUGUCUAUUUUAAAAAUUGAUGUAAA
Colletes gigas is the source of this 5038-nucleotide messenger RNA. Its product is annotated as adenosine receptor A2b-like. The transcript is spliced from 5 exons. Gene Ontology annotation, molecular function: G protein-coupled adenosine receptor activity. Gene Ontology annotation, biological process: adenylate cyclase-activating G protein-coupled receptor signaling pathway; G protein-coupled adenosine receptor signaling pathway. The coding region runs from base 2759 to 4339 and encodes 526 amino acids. The record is from RefSeq and is a predicted model, not a curated record. Gene Ontology annotation, cellular component: membrane. NCBI's taxonomy places the organism in Eukaryota, Metazoa, Arthropoda, Insecta, Hymenoptera, Colletidae.